Molecule: messenger RNA, 948 nt
Organism: Cladophialophora bantiana CBS 173.52
Lineage: Eukaryota; Fungi; Ascomycota; Eurotiomycetes; Chaetothyriales; Herpotrichiellaceae
Exons: 5
Coding region: 1-948 (315 amino acids)
Biological process (GO): proteolysis
Molecular function (GO): serine-type exopeptidase activity; dipeptidyl-peptidase activity
Source: RefSeq, a predicted model, not a curated record
AUGUCAGAGGCUGUCAAAUUUAUCCAACACAUUAAGAACACAGUCGCUGGGGCGAAGGACAGCAAGGUGAUAGUCACGGGUGGUUCCUAUGGCGGAUUUCUCACAACAGUCCUCAAAAUGAAUCAUCCGGAUGUUUUUUUCGGAGCGAUUCCUUUCGCCGCGCCGCUUCGCUCGAUUGGAUCAAAUAACCAAAACCCUCAACGAUACGAAUGGUUCAAAUGGGCGAACCAGACUUACAGGGACUUGUCUGCUUCGGCAGCCAACAAAAUGAAGCACGCUUUGAAGUACUCAACAAGCGAUUUCAAACCGAGCAUCGCAAAAGACUUCAAUCUGUGCUCCGUCCCCGAAACCGUCAUAGACCUCCAAACGAUAAUGGCAUUGAUCAAUACUGCAGCAUACCUCAUCCCACAGGGGAGCUACAACAACCCGAUCGCAAACCCAACGGGAGCCAGCGCACAGAAGCUAGUGAACACCACGCUCCACCUGACCGAUCCCACACAAAUCAUUAACGCGACCCUGAUGACAUAUUACCCGCCGUCCUCCUAUCCCUGCAUCGAAUGGAACUCGACACAGUCCGACAACCCUACCCCUGCCAACGAGAUCCCCGCCGGGACCGUCUUCGUUCCCACGUCCAUCCAGACCGAGACUGACCCGUACACCCGCGAGACGCUGUACGACAUCGUGGCCCCGACCCAAGAGUAUGUGGAAACCAAGUACCACAUCACGCCCGACGAGUUAGUCCAGGCGAAGCGCAUCCUGUUUGCUUACAACGAAAUGGAUCCUACAACUGCGGUAGGAAUUGAUCCUUUGCCCAUCACCCAGGAUCGGAACGCGUCUAGAUACAUGUUCACCUCGUUGUCGGCACACGGGGAGGGGGUGAUUGCGAGUUAUCCGGGCGAUAAGCCGUCAGUUGUCCAUGCAAGACAAGUGCAGCUGCAGACGAUCUAG